AUAGGCCUCAAAUUGUGAUGGCAAAGGAAGCUUGUAAACUCACAGGUCACACCAAACUAUGGCCUUGAGUUUAACUGCUGCUUCUCUUUACCCAAACCCUUCUUCUUCUUCUUCUUCUUCUUCUUCUUCUUCUUCUUCUUCUUCUUCUUCUUCGUCUCCAUUUCUUAACCCAAAGCACAAACCCCCUCUCAAGUCGCACCCUCAUACAUCUUUCAGAACACCUGCUGCUCGGUCUGAAGGAGCUGAGAGCUGGAUUAAGGAGGAAGAUCCUUCUUCUUCAUCAUCUGGAUCUUCAUCAUCUGCUCAAACACGGCUGGAUCUUUUGGAGCAACUUACUUCAACUAGCUCAUCAGUUGACGGUGGUUAUGAGAGUGAUGCUAACUCCCGGAAACUUGCAAUCCGUGAGCAACUAGCACAGUUGGUUGGGGAUAGAGACGAUGAUUUCACAAUUCCACUGGGUAAAAAGUUAAAAAAUUUCAGUCCCAAGGUUUUAACUGUCUCACAGAAGCGGAAUAUCAAGAGACAAGCUUACUUGAAUGAAGUGUCUCAGAGGAAUGAUUCAACUUUCUUUGCCACCAUUGGAGCAUUUGUACUUGUUCCACCUCUUGUAAUAUUAGGAAUUGCUAUAGCAACAGGUUAUGUACAGCUAAGUUUCCUUAAUUAAUGUGGAGAUGCAGUUGUUCAUAAGUUCAUAUAUUUCCUCUCUUUCCCGUCUAUACUUAUACUAAUUUAGUCUACCAGUUGCAAUGGCUAAGUAUCAUUCAUGCAUCUUUUUUAGAGCUCAGGAUGUUCUCUCUUACAGCAUUGCACCUUAAAAUAGUACUUUAAGUAACUGUCUGAUCCUGUUAAGUUUUGUGAACUUAA
Messenger RNA from Argentina anserina (silverweed cinquefoil), 864 nucleotides. RefSeq lists its product as uncharacterized. Lineage: Eukaryota; Viridiplantae; Streptophyta; Magnoliopsida; Rosales; Rosaceae. Gene Ontology annotation, cellular component: chloroplast. The coding region runs from base 59 to 664 and encodes 201 amino acids. The record is from RefSeq and is a predicted model, not a curated record. The transcript has 3 exons.